This is a messenger RNA of Maniola jurtina (meadow brown), 1897 nucleotides long. RefSeq names its product putative fatty acyl-CoA reductase CG5065. The transcript has 8 exons. NCBI's taxonomy places the organism in Eukaryota, Metazoa, Arthropoda, Insecta, Lepidoptera, Nymphalidae. Gene Ontology annotation, biological process: long-chain fatty-acyl-CoA metabolic process. Gene Ontology annotation, molecular function: alcohol-forming very long-chain fatty acyl-CoA reductase (NADP+) activity. Gene Ontology annotation, cellular component: peroxisome. The record is from RefSeq and is a predicted model, not a curated record. Bases 61 to 1617 code for a protein of 518 amino acids.
GCCGCGGCAGUCGGCGGACAGCGUGCGCGCGCGCCGGACCUCAGCGCCCUCCCCUCAGAGAUGGAGUCCCAGAUAUCAGUGCGAGAGUUCUACCGCGGGCGGAGCGUGCUAGUGACGGGCGGCACGGGCUUCAUGGGCAAGGUGCUGCUGGAGAAGCUGCUGCACAGCGUGCCCGACGUGGGCGCCGUGUACCUGCUCGUGCGGCCCAAGCGCGGCCAGUCGGUCGCCCAGCGCCUGCACGACAUGCGCCGCUCGCCGCUCUUCGACCGUUUGAGAAAAGAGAAUCCAGCCGCGUUGGACAAGAUCAAGCCGCUCCAGGGCGACGUGCUGUCGGACGAGCUGGGGCUGUCAGAGCGCGAGCUGGAGCGGCUGUCGGACGAGGUGUCCGUGCUGUUCCACCUGGCGGCCACGUUGAAGCUGGAGGCGCCGCUGCGCGACAACGUGGCGCUCAACACGGGAGGCACGCGGCGCGCGCUGCGCGUGGCGCGCCGGCUUCGGCACCUGCGUGCCUUCGUGCACCUCUCCACCGCCUUCUGCUACCCGGAUUACGAGCUGCUAGAGGAGACGACGCACGCUCCGCCAGUGAGCCCAUCGCAGGUGCUGCAGCUGCUGGAGUGGCUGGACGACCGCCAGCUGGCGCUGCUUACGCCGUCGCUGCUGGGUGCGCAUCCCAACUGCUACACUUUCUCCAAGCGACUGGCCGAGAGUGUGGUCAAAGAUGAGUACGAGAACUUGCCUGCUGUUAUCGUUCGACCGAGUAUAGUUUGCCCGGCGCACGAGGAGCCCGUGCCGGGGUGGGUGGACAGCCUCAACGGGCCCAUCGGCCUCAUGAUCGGCGCCGGCAAGGGCGUCAUCCGCAGCAUGCUGUGCGACGGCUCGCUCGUUGCGCAGGUGGUCCCGGUGGACACGGCUAUCAACGCGCUGCUGGCCAUCGGCGCGAUCGAAGGCUCCAGGACUGACAAGCCGGAAGCGAUACCAGUGUACAACGUGAACAUCGGGCACCAGAAGGCGACCACGUGGGGCGAGGUCAUCCAGAUUGGCAAGGACUACGGGCGCGAGUUCCCACUGGCCUGGCCGCUGUGGUACCCCGGCGGCGGCAUCACCACCAGCGCGCCGCUGCACGAGUUCCGGCGGCUCGUCUACCACCUGCUGCCGGCCUACUGCAUCGACCUGCUGCUGUUCCUGUUGGGUCAGAAGCGUUUAAUGGUGCGAAUCCAAGAGCGAAUAAGUAAAGGCCUAGAAGUGCUGCAGUACUUCACGAUGCGGCCGUGGCACUUCGCGUGCGCGAACUUCGACGGCAUCCAGGCGCGGCUGCGCGCCGACGAGCGCGUCCUGUUCAACACGGACCUGACGCGCGCCGACCGCGCGCUCUACAUGCGCCGCUGCGUCGAGGGCGGCCGCAUCUACUGCCUCAAGGAGGAUCCCGCCAACAUCCCGCUCAACAGGGCCUACCACUGCUUCCUGUUCGUGCUGGACGCGGCGCUCAAGAUACUGUUCUGGCUGCUUGUACUGUCCUACUUGGCGGCGUGGUUCCGCCCCGUGCGCGCGCUGCUCGCGCUCGGUGCACCCGUUAUCGGGUACCUGCCGAUACUGGGGCGUACGGUGCUCGACGACUAAGCCGCGCCACUCGCCGCACCACUCGCCGCGCCACUCGUCGCACCACUCGCCACACCACUCGCCGCAUCAAUCGCGCAAUAUGAUUAGUCAAUAUUUUACAAUGUUUUUAUUAUCUACUGUAGUUUUAGAUUUAUUAUAUCACGAGACAUCUUUAUAUUUACAUGUUAGUGAGGAUUUCUUGUUUGUAUUUAUAUACGUAUCUAAUAAUAAAAAUAUAAUCUAUCUGUGGGGAUACUAUGGCUAGAAACUAAUAUGUUAUAUAAUAAAGGUUUUCUUAUUU